Messenger RNA from Staurois parvus, 418 nucleotides. The record is from the annotation of a GenBank genome assembly. NCBI's taxonomy places the organism in Eukaryota, Metazoa, Chordata, Amphibia, Anura, Ranidae.
CUGUCCUCUAAGGCAGGCCUUGAAAUUUCCACUCUCCUGCUCGCCAAUGGCUAGUGGAAAUUAUGGUGGGUGUGAGUGUGUCCCCCAGGGCUGUCUUGCUGAGCAGGCUCGGAGCUCAGGCCUGAUCUGUCAUUGGCACUGGGAGCCGUCAGACUGCUCAAUAGCUGAGCGCAGUGAAAGCAAAGGAAGGAGUGUGUGCUGUGUUCUCUGCCUCCACCUAGAGUGCAGUACCCGGCUCUGUGAGUGAACAACAAAGUACUGCAACUUUUUAUAGGGCUGUGUAUGUGUCUGUGUGUAUGUACAUGGGUGUAUCUGUACAUGUGUCUGAGUGUAUGUACAUGUAUGUGUGUGUGUACAUGUGCCUGUGUGUACAUGUGUCUGUGUAUGUAUGUACAUGUGUCUGUGUAUGUAUGUACAU